Messenger RNA from Mercenaria mercenaria, 2597 nucleotides. RefSeq lists its product as uncharacterized. Lineage: Eukaryota; Metazoa; Mollusca; Bivalvia; Venerida; Veneridae. The transcript is spliced from 4 exons. The record is from RefSeq and is a predicted model, not a curated record. Bases 513 to 1664 code for a protein of 383 amino acids.
GAUCGGUGAUAAUACAAUAUGUACAAAAAGAACUCUUUUGAAAACAUGGACAUAUGCCAGAUUAAUGACCCGAUAUCGAUAGCUUAAGUUAUUCUUUAAAAUUCCUUAGCUAAUCGUGUCUGUGUAUUAUCUUUAAAAGCCAAUAUGCCCAUUGCAUUCAUGUUAAUACUUGAAAAUGCUUAAGCUUAGAUUGGCAGUGUACAUGUCUAAACCACGUUUCUGUUUGUCUCAAUACACAAACGGUGGUUGACAAUUUGAAUUAAGGAAGACAAUUUCCUAGUUUUGUGAAGGAAUUGAUGACUGGGCUUUAAUAAGUUUGAUAUUGUUGUGCAAAGUUUAUUUACGUGGAGUUUAAAUUAUCUUACUCGAAUUUUGUGCUAUAGUUAUAUAAUAAUUUAUAUGUUUCUUAAUGGUUUUAAACGGAAUACACAAGUUAAAUCCCAGAUUACUGAUCUACGAUGCUGCAGCUAGUGCAUACGGAUUAAUGGAUUUAGAAGAUUAGAUAUAAAACGAUGGCAACAAACAGCUCGCUGCCUCCAUGUGUGAAAGUUACUGGGGGUAAACGUGUUGCCCCGGGUCCCUUGAUUGUAACAACGAGUGACGAGGAUUCCUCGGAUGGGGAGGUUUUCCCGCCCAGCCCAAGGGCCAAUGUUGCACUGAGGAUAAGUCCUCGUGCUAACGUGACGAACAUUACGGAAACCUAUCCGAGCUUAAAACUAGAUUUAUCACGAACAUUUCCCGAGAAAACAGAUAGAGAGAAAGCAGAAACCUUUAGACAUGAACGAUCAGAAACCAAACUGCAAACUUUUACAGCCCGGACCUCGUCUCCCUCGCCGGAGCGUGGAGUGAACUCUCACAGGCAGGCCUGUGAAGGUUACGAACACGACCACGACUAUGAGAAUGUAGCGUCUCCUAGUGGAAGCAGUACGGCCAGUGGUCCAGUGUAUGUUAGGCCACCUGGAUUCCAGCAUCACGCACAAGAAAUAAGGCGAAAAAAGAAAAAAUCAACUGGUCUUUUAGAUCGAAGAGAGGGUUUAAAGAGCCGAGCACCAACUCCACCCAAAGUCAAGCCCAGACGAGAACCGUUACCAAUGCGAUUACGCGCACUGCCGCAGUCAUUCUGGAAGCAGCCGAACAACCCGGCGUCCCUGUCGCCUGGCAACAUGUUCUCCUCAUUACCUCCCCUCAGUUACACCAAGGACGAGGAUGUGUCAGAAGUUCGCCCGAUCACUCCCCCCGAGGAUCGCGAGAAGAACAAAAAACACACAAAGGCCCCCGAGAGGAAAGUAAUAGUUACAGGGGACACAGAUCUACUGUUAAAACACCUGUUUGCUGACGUAUUGGAAGAGAAAAAAUCAGCUGCAAACAGUAACGCUGCACAUUUAAAACGCGGGAGACCACCAAAGAAAAUGAUGACAUUACCAAAUAAGGCGCACACGAAGGGACUGAUGUCUGCAGAAGAUCCUUAUUUGAUAGACUGUUCACUGACACAAAAAAUGUUUCCCCAGUUGUCAUUGGAAACAAGCACGCGGCAAGGUCAUGGAGGGAGCUCAUCCCUUCAACUUAUAACAUUACGUGAAGGAGACAAGUCAGUGACGUUACCAUCUUUAAGCAUUGAACAGAACUACUCACAAAUGCUCUCUGAGUUAGUUAUGAACAUCUGAAUUCACCAGAUAUCAAGUAGAGGUAACUGUUUACAGUAGUGGAGACUCCGUAACUGGCAAUGCAUUUUGUUUACACCUCUUCAUAGGUGUUCAGGGUUAAAAAGAAAAGCAAAAGGCAAAUAUGCCUGCUGGAUACCUUAUAAGAGAAUGUGUUUUAUAUUCGAAAAUUACAUGAAAUUUGUGCAAAUCUGCCAGCAGAAGAACACAUAUGAGAUCUUCAUCCUGUCAUUACAGAUUUGUUUGGAGUAAGUGAGCUUUCAAUUUUAUGAUUGUAAUAAAGAAAUAAUUUAUGGCAAAACAGUGUUUUAAUACUUGUACAUGAUGGGUUAUACAUCGGGCGCAGCCCUCAUGAAAUUAUUUUGUACAAUGUAUAGCUGCUCAGUAGUAUAAUUAGUGUUUAAACACGGUUUUGCUAUAAACUAUUUCAAUUCUAAUAUGUCUUUCAAAUAUGAUAAAACUGUUUCUUGGUGCAUGCAUGGUGCCAAAUGGUAGGUCAUCAUGCUCCUUUGUUUAAACGCACCAGGAUGGGAAAUGGUAAAACAUCUUGCGGAAGAAAUCAGUUUGAGGAAUGAUGGCGAAUUAUUCUGCAAAGCCCAUUACAAACUCGGUAUGUGUGUAAAUCAAGACAGUUAAGCAAUGUAACAUUUCAUUUUAAACAUGCUAUUCUGUAAAAUAUCUAAUGAGAUAAUUGGACAUGUGAAUGAAAAAGCAUCUGUGAUAAAUAUUUAUAAUAUCCAUUUUAUGGUAAUGUGAGUGAUGUUGUGGACUACACUACUUCCAUCUAACUACCUAAUAUACCAGUAGAACUGAAUGGCCUAACUACCUAAUAUACCAGCAGAACUGAAUGGCCUAACUACCUAAUAUACCAGCAGAACUGAAUGGCCUAACUACCUAAUAUACCAGCAGAACUGAAUGGCCUAACUACCUAAUAUA